AUGAAUCGUGCAAGAACCCGGACAGGAAGUCGUACAGGAAGCUGCAUCGAGAGCCAAAUUCGAACCCCGGGAACCGGGAACCGGGAACCGGGAGCCGUACGGGAUGCCGUGUCGGUAGCUGUGCAGGACCCAGGAACUGUACUGGAUGCCGUGUCGGUAGUUGUGCGGGACCCAGGAGCUGUACAGGAUGUCGUGUCGGUAGCUGUGCGGGACCCAGGAGCUGUACGGGAUGCCGUGUCGGUACCUGUGUGGGAACCAAGAUCUGUACAGGAUGCCGUGUCGGUAGCUGUGUGGGACCCAGGCGCCAUAUGGGAUGCCGUGUCAGUAGCUGUGUGGGACCCAGGAGCAGUACGGGAUGCUGUGUCGGUACCUGUGGAGGACCCCGGAGCCGUACGGGAUGCCGUGUUGGUAGCUGUGCAGGACCCAGGAGCUGUACGAUGA
This is a messenger RNA of Gigantopelta aegis, 441 nucleotides long. RefSeq lists its product as uncharacterized. The record is from RefSeq and is a predicted model, not a curated record. The transcript has a single exon. Lineage: Eukaryota; Metazoa; Mollusca; Gastropoda; Neomphalida; Peltospiridae. Bases 1 to 441 code for a protein of 146 amino acids.